AUGAACAUCCUCCUGACUGGCUCAGCUGGUGGUGUGGGCUCCUCAGUACUGCUGUACCUCUCCUCUCAGUCCUCUAUUCAGCGCAUAACCUCCAUUGACCUCUUGCCUCUUCCCGAACCGAUCCUGUCCCAAAUCGAUCCCGAACAAAGCAAGAAAAUCACGCAUCACCUCGUCGACCUUACCGACUUCCUCGCUCUUGAUGCCCUCUUCGACACUGAGGGACCUUUCGACGGGGUUAUUCACCUAUCCGCUAUCCCGAAUCCGGUCCACUGGGAUGCUCGCAUUGUGCACAACACCAAUGUCAGCAUUGCGUACAAUAUCCUUCAGACCGCGGUCAGCCAUGGGGUGAAAAGGAUCGUUCAGGCCAGCUCUGUGAACGCUAUAGGGCUGCUGUACACACCGGAGGGGAAGCAGAUGUUUGAUGAGAUCCCCAUCUCCGAAACAGCACCGAUGAGAGCGAUGGACCCCUAUGCACUAUCGAAGCAGAUCAACGAGCUCCAAGCCGAACAUUUUGCUCGCCUUCACCCCACCGUCCGCAUCGCCUCCCUCCGAUUCCACCACGUCGUCCCGACCUAUUCGCUCGGCGCGAAAGACACGAGCUGGGAAGACAUGUUCUGCUGGGUCAGCACCAAGGCUGCAUGCGAGGCGUGUCUCCUGGGAUUGACGUCGGAAGGCUGGGAAGGGGCGGAAGUGUACAAUAUCGUCGCGCCGGAGAUCUGUUGGGAAGGAGGGGUGUCAGCUUCUAUCCCAGGGCAUGAGGACAUAAAGGGCAAGGUGGAGACGUUGGACUUGAUGGAGGUGGCGUGGAAAGGAAGAGUCGGGAGGGUGCGGGAGGAGUGGUGGGCGGGAAGAAUCAGGCGGAGCUUGUUCGACUGCAGCAAAGCCGAGAGACUGCUGGGAUGGCGGCACGAGUAG
Messenger RNA from Dioszegia hungarica, 915 nucleotides. RefSeq lists its product as uncharacterized. The transcript has 3 exons. Lineage: Eukaryota; Fungi; Basidiomycota; Tremellomycetes; Tremellales; Bulleribasidiaceae. The record is from RefSeq and is a predicted model, not a curated record. The coding region runs from base 1 to 915 and encodes 304 amino acids.